UACUUUAUGAUGUUCUGGAUCCGCCACUGGUCCCAGUUUGGGUUCAGUCUCAGCGUGGCCGUUCACUGCGCAUGCGUACAGACCGGUGUCCGGUGUCGGACUGACAGCAGCUGUUGAGACCAUGAACGGUAGGACCGAGACAUCAAGGAAAACACACUCAGAAUAACCGGUACUGACCCGGUACAGAGCCGGGACUGACCCGGUACAUAGCCGGUACAGAACCGGGACGGACCCGGUGCAGAGCAUCCGAUCUGCAGAAGGAGCUAACGGAGCUAACAGGCUAACUGACGGCAGACAGUCAGCUGUGAUCUGACAGGCUGAAGGCUAACAGCUAAGCGCUAACAGCUAACGGACAGGCCACCGGUUCAUGCUCGCCACGCUGCACCGCACUGACCCGAUCUGUCGCCGUAGUUUGUGGACGGUCUGAACCUCCUGCAGCCGGUCUGUCUCCGGGUUUCACCGCCGGUUUGUUUGUGCUGAAGUUCCGCUGCCUGACGAAGAAAUUGAUCCGGAGCUCGUUCGAACGCACAAAUCCGGUUCGGUUUGAGGACCGGGAGCCAGGAUGCUGAUAGCCGUCGCCACAGGAACCGGGAACACCACCACCGCCGCCAAGAAACACAGACGGAGAGGCAAGAAACACCGGAGAGUCCGAACAGAUGAGAACCGACCUGAUGACGUCUGUGACCUUCAGAGCCUAAACGCCAACAGUAGCCCCGGCCCCAGGCCACAGCAAACCGACCUGCUGCCCCCGCGACACACACCUCAGACCACCACAUCACCACUAAAUACGCCGACGUGUACUGAAGGUUUCCAUGAGUCCACUACAGAACUUCGAGACACCAACGUCCCACCGUCCCCUGAGACUGUCCCCCGAACCACGGCCCCGGCCCCCCAGGACGCUAGCACACACCCCCAGAACACCACUACACCACCCCCUCCAGAUACGACAGACAGCCCUGUAGCACAGCCGGUCCCUGCUGACAGCAGCCCCCUGAACACCCCAAUGGCACCUCUGAUAUUCAGCCAAUCACCUGCUGCCACAUCACAGAACCCUGCUCGCAGCCAAUUACCGCCAACUGUUCACCAAAAUAUGACCCCGGAUUCCUCCAGAUCACCUCACAGAACUCUUCCAAAGACCGAUCAGAGUCGACCUGAUGGUCAAACAGAAUCACCUCUGACCUUACCACGCCAUAUUACCCACAAUGCCUCACAAUCACCGUCUGCUUCUGCCCAGCGACCUGCCAAAGCCCCUCCGUUAAGCCCCUCCCACCCCGAUCCCGACCCCUUCCUGCUGACGUCAGUGACCUUCACCUCCAGCGUCUCCUCCCACCUCUACUCCCCCACCUACCAGUCCGCCUCCUUCCUGAGCUCCCUAGACCCUCUGGGCCCCCACACCGGUCUGCCUCACAUGAUGUCAUCGGCCACCUCACAGAUGACCACACCCCCUCCCCCUCUGAGCCCUCCCCCUCCAGAGUUAACCCCGCCUCCUGUACAGCUGCUGGGCUCUGAUGAUGAGGAGCAGGAAGACCCGUCAGACUACUGCAAAGGUGGCUACUACCCGGUGAAGAUCGGCGACCUGUUUAACGGGAGAUACCACGUGGUCAGGAAACUGGGCUGGGGACAUUUCUCUACGGUCUGGCUCUGCUGGGACCUGCAGAGGAAGCGUUUUGUGGCGUUGAAGGUGGUGAAGAGCGCUCCACAUUACACGGAGACGGCGCUGGAUGAGAUCAAACUGUUGCGAUGUGUUAGGGACAGCGACCCCUCUGACCCUUACAGAGAAACCAUUGUCCAGCUGAUCGACGACUUCAAGAUCUCUGGAGUCAAUGGAGUCCAUGUCUGUAUGGUUCUGGAGGUUUUGGGUCAUCAGCUGUUGAAAUGGAUCAUAAAGUCGAACUACAUGGGGCUUCCUCUGGUCUGUGUCAAGACCAUCAUCAAACAGGUGCUGCAGGGGUUGGACUACCUCCACACAAAGUGUAAGAUCAUCCACACUGACAUCAAACCAGAGAACAUCCUGUUAGACGUUGACGAGGUUUACAUCAGGAGAUUGGCGGCUGAGGCGACCGUCUGGCAGAGAGCCGGAGCCCCGCCCCCUUCUGGGUCUUCAGUUAGCAUGGCUCCCAGGGAUCUGCAGGCUGGUAAACUGUCUAAGAACAAGAAAAAGAAGUUGAAGAGGAAAGCGAAGCGUCAACAAAGACUGUUGGAGGAGAGACUGGUGGAUAUACAGAGGAUGGAGGAUGAGGACGGUGUGCUGGUCCAACCUGACGACACAGACGGUUCCUGCUCUCUGGUCGUCAACGGCAACAACAAUUCCUGCUCCAUAGCCAACAGCAAAGCCAGCCCAGAGUCCGCCUGCUCCUGGUUGGAGGAAAGGUGUAAUGGCCACGACCCCGGGCGCUUCUCCAGCCCCGCCUCGGGCCUAUCAGGUUUCUCCAGCUCUGUGAUGUCAGCAACAUCUGAGUCAGCACUUUCUACCCAAUCAGGAUAUUCAAGCGGACGAGACGUGUUCAGUGCGUCAGACUUCGUCCUCAGUCCUCUGGAUCCUCAGAACGCCCACAAACUCAGAGUGAAGAUCGCCGAUCUGGGAAACGCCUGCUGGGUGCACAAACACUUCACAGAGGACAUACAGACCCGACAGUACCGAGCUCUGGAGGUUCUGAUUGGAGCAGAGUACGGACCGCCAGCUGACAUCUGGAGCACCGCCUGCAUGGCGUUUGAGUUGGCCACAGGUGAUUAUCUGUUUGAGCCUCAUUCAGGAGAAGAUUACACCAGAGACGAAGAUCACAUCGCUCACGUCAUCGAGCUGCUUGGACCGAUUCCUUUGCCCUUCGCUUUGUCUGGCAGGUACUCCAGAGAGUACUUUAACAGGAGAGGUGAGCUGCGGCACAUCUCCAGCCUGAAGCCGUGGGGUUUGUUUGAGGUGUUGUUGGAGAAGUACGAGUGGCCGCUGGACCAGGCGGCACAGUUCAGCGACUUCCUGUUGACCAUGUUGGAGCUGCACCCGGAGCGCCGAGCGACGGCAGCACAGUGUCUGCAGCAUGCCUGGCUGCACACAUAGACACACACACACACACACGUGUUGAGGAGUUUUGUAAAUCUGUUGAUUUUCUGUGAGGAGGGAAGUUAUCACCUCUAAUUCAUAGCUGGUUAAUUGAUCGAUUUAUUUUAAAUGAAGGAAAAGAAACACUUCUCCUCCCUGACCUUUUGACCUCCAAAAUGUCACCACUCUGUUUCCAUGGCAACGGUCUGUUGUUUUAUUGAAGGUUCAUUCAUGAAGCUCUGGUCGAGGUUUAUUUUCCCUCCAGCAGGAAUCUCCUAAGCUUCUGUUUGUUGAAACACUUUGUGUUUCUGUUGUAACCCUGAUUUCGGAUCUGAUUUCAUAUCUGAUUUUUGAUCUGAUUUCAUAUCUGAUUUCUGAUCUGAUCUGUGAUCUAAGUUGCUGUCCUUAAGCUAUGUUUUUUUCUUUCUUUUUGUUUCUGUGAUUUCAUGGAUUUGUACUGAUUUUCAGUAUUUCUGAUUUUGUCGCAAAGUGACUGAGUUAGUUCGGGUUAGACUGAAUUUUGAGACUUGUAAGACUCCUGAACAUCGAUGAUGAUGAUGAUGAUGAUGAUGAUGAUGAUGAUGAUGAUGAUGAUGAUGAUGAUGUUGAUGAUGUUGAGUUUUGGUUUAGAUGAGCACACUGUAGCUUCUCACUGACUCUGAUGACAUUAUUGAUCGUAUUGACCUCUGUAGCUCAAAGUGAAAGUGAGUCGUCCUCUCGACCUUUGACCUCUCACCUGUUUCUAUGUCCAUAUAAUAGUGCCUUGAAAUGACCCCCCCGUCACAGUGACAUCACCAGUGACAUCACCAGACAGUUUUUUUUACAUGUCUGUUUGUGUGAAAUGUUUCUUCUGUGAAAAUAAAGAUGAAUGAAAGCUCA
Messenger RNA from Centropristis striata (black sea bass), 3916 nucleotides. RefSeq names its product SRSF protein kinase 3 (gene srpk3). The record is from RefSeq and is a predicted model, not a curated record. Gene Ontology annotation, molecular function: ATP binding; protein kinase activity. Bases 563 to 3055 code for a protein of 830 amino acids. The transcript is spliced from 17 exons. Gene Ontology annotation, biological process: spliceosomal complex assembly; regulation of mRNA processing; protein phosphorylation. Lineage: Eukaryota; Metazoa; Chordata; Actinopteri; Perciformes; Serranidae.